AUGGGGAUGGGUGGACGUGCAGGUAAGAGCGAAAGAAGCACCAUAGCGGCGGCAAUGGCAGAGUUCCAUAGAUCUACGUGUAUUCGCUUUGUCCCCAGAAAUGCAGAGAAGGACUACAUACACAUCUUGAAGGGAGAUGGCCGGUCUGAACACAAGGGCCCCAAGCGACCCACAGUGGUUAUACAGACUCUGCGCUACACAGGAGUUCGUGGCACGAGCACUCCAAGCUUAACGGACGGGGACAGACCUCUAUCAUCAACGCAUAUGGUCCGACUUAACUCCAGAAUCAUCCAGGAGGGCAAUGGAAGUACAAGCUUGAGAAGAUAUGACCUGGACACCAUUUACAGAGCCAUGGGCGGUCGGUGUAUGAGCCUGGGUUCCAUAAUGCACUACGGCGCGCAUGCGUUCGCGAGCGACCGGACGAAACCCACGAUCAUUCCCCGACCCGCUUCGGCCGAGAUCGGACAGCGUCGCGGAUUCUCCAGAAGAGACAUAGAGAAACUGAGCCUUUUGUACGACUGUGACGGUUUCACGACAGGGACUGUGACCACUCCAGCACCUCCUGUUCGGCCCCCGUCACCUGGCGAGUGCGAAGACAGCCAUAAGCACUGCAGUACUUGGGCGAAAGACGGAGAAUGCGAGAAAAACCCGGAUUGGAUGUUGAGCAACUGCGCAAAUUCGUGUAAAAAUUGCGGUUCAAGUGUAAAUGACACGACAUGUUCUGCAAGGAAUGAGUCAGCUGGGGGAAUGCACGAAGAACGCCCCAUACAUGAGUCUUUUUCUGCAAGAACUCGUGUGGUGUUGUGA
Messenger RNA from Penaeus vannamei (Pacific white shrimp), 807 nucleotides. The record is from RefSeq and is a predicted model, not a curated record. NCBI's taxonomy places the organism in Eukaryota, Metazoa, Arthropoda, Malacostraca, Decapoda, Penaeidae.